CGGGUCAUGUGACAGGGGCGGGGCUGUUCCCGGAAGUGAAAGCUAUGCUGAUGCUGGAAUAAACAUGGCGCUCCGGAGUGACGGCGGCCCGCUGCUCAUCCUGAGCCUCCUGCUGCUGCCGCUGUGCUCGGCGCGGCUCCAUCACCUCAUCCUGAAGGAUGACCAGCGACAGAAGGUUCGUCUGAACACCUUCGGCUUCUUCACUAACGGUUACAUGACCGUGAAUGUCUCCGGCCUCUCCAUAAAGGGGUACAGCAACCUCCCAGAAGUGGGCAACUGGCUGUUUGGCUUCAGCUUGGACCGGACCAAAAAUGAUGGAUUCUCCACGUAUCUGGACCGAGAACUCCAUGACUGUAUCCUGAAGAACAUGGACAGUCGCCCCAAGGAUGCCGCCCUCCUGCAACUCAACUUCUCAGCUAGCAGGGUUUGUCUGAGCACCGCUGAUGACAACCUCUUACCUCACAUCGUCUUCACCACCCCCAAGGAGGGCGACAAAGCAUCUGACGCCCCGAGUUCUCAGAAUAAACCAGAGAACAGCAAGCAGUCAGCAGCAAAGAGAAGGCGCCGAGACGCAGAUAAUCCAAGGAUGAAAGGUCCCACGACAAAAACUAAGGUGGACCCUAAGGCGGCAGGAAGCAAGGUGGACCCUAAGGCGUCAGAAAGCAAGGUGGACCCUAAGGCGGCAGGAAGCAAGGUGGACCCUAAGGCGUCAGGAAGCAAGGUGGACCCUAAGGCGUCAGAAAGCAAGGUGGACCCUAAGGCGUCAGAAAGCAAGGUGGACCCUAAGGCGUCAGAAAGCAAGGUGGACCCUAAGGCGUCAGGAAGCAAGGUGGACCCUAAGGCGUCAGGAAGCAAGGUGGACCCUAAGGCGUCAGAAAGCAAGGUGGACCCUAAGGCGUCAGAAAGCAAGUGUUUCCCCAUGCGGGUGCAGGAGGGGGUGGCCUCGUUUCAGUUCUCCUUUAAUGUGACUAAGCCGGAGAUGGAGGGACAGUACAGCCUGUACUUCCACAGCUGCAUCAGUGGGAACCGGCAGCAGAGCCCCUUCAGCCUGGAGAUCCACAUCACAGAGAGAAAUCCUGACAGCUUCCUGUCUGCAGACGAGAUCCCUCUGCCUAAGCUCUACAUCUCCAUGGCUCUGUUCUUCUUCAUUGCCGGCCUCAUCUGGGUUCACAUCCUCCGGAAGCGCAGAAGUGACGUCUUCAAGAUCCACUGGUUGAUGGCUGCGCUGCCCUUCACCAAAUCCCUCUCUUUGGUGUUCCACACGAUCGAUUAUCACUACAUUGCGACUCAGGGUUAUCCGAUCGAGGGCUGGGCCGUGGUGUAUUACAUCACUCAUCUGUUGAAAGGUGCGCUGCUGUUCAUUACCAUCGCUCUCAUCGGAACGGGCUGGGCCUUUGUCAAGCACAUCCUCUCGGAUAAGGAUAAGAAGAUCUUCAUGAUUGUGAUCCCGCUGCAGGUUCUGGCCAACGUGGCUUACAUCAUCAUAGAGUCCACAGAGGAAGGCAGGACAGAUUCCAGCCUGUGGAAGGAGAUCCUGUUCCUCGUCGACCUCCUGUGCUGUGGCGCCAUCUUGUUUCCAGUUAUAUGGUCCAUCCGUCAUCUCCAGGAAGCGUCUGCAACAGAUGGGAAAGCUGCUAUCAACUUGGCGAAACUGAAGCUUUUCAGACACUACUAUGUAAUGGUCGUCUGCUUCAUAUACUUCACCCGGAUCAUUGCCUUAGUCAUCAAGUUAGCAGUCCCAUUCCAGUGGAAGUGGAUGUACCAGCUUCUCAAUGAAUUGGCCACCUUCGUCUUCUUCGUGUUGACCGGGUACAAAUUCCGGCCGGCGUGUGACAACCCGUACCUGCAGCUUCCCCAGGACGAGGACAUGGACGACCUGGAAAUGGAGGCCGUAGUGACGACCACAGGAUCCACAGAGGGCAUCAAGAAAGUGAAAAAAGUCCAGAAUGGGUCGUCGGAGGGGCGCUCCGAAUGGGGGAACUCCGCCUGAAGGGACAAAUGACUUGGAUUUUAAUUUAUUAUUUACUCCUAUUCUUCAUGCAAGGACGCGGUUCACUGAAAAACGGUGCAGACGGACCGAACACAGUCCCUCAACCUGCACCCCAAAAAUCUGCCUCUACUGGAUGCCAGCGCAGCCCCUAUGUUUGGACACCCCCCCCUCCCCCAGCCCUGGUGCUUGUAAGAGGCGCUUUAAAAAAAUAUUAAUCUGAUGAGUUUUGUACCUCGGGGGCCGGCAAGCGGCAAUACACGCAGGCGGCUGCUGAGGACGUGGCUUGCUGGGAAUCCUCCUCCUCUGCCGGCCGCGUCGAGCAGCGAUCCGCCUGUACAUAUGUAGCAGAUCUACACGGUCUCUAGAACGUCCUGCUCCAUAUCCCGGAGGUGGACGCGCCGCGCUGCGCACCUUGUGCUUCCAGGACCUUGCUCGCUCUUUCAUUACUGUGUGCGCUCCGUGUAGUCACAGGAAGACUCUGCUUCCCUAAGCUCAGCACUGUGGCCCUAAGCUCAGCCCCCGCCAUGUUAUAGCAGCACUGUGGCCCUGAGACUGCAGGGGCCACCAUGUUAUAGCAGCACUGUGGCCCUAAGCUCAGCCCCCGCCAUGUUAUAGCAGCACUGUGGCCCUGAGACUGCAGGGGCCACCAUGUUAUAGCAGCACUGUGGCCCUGAGACUGCAGGGGCCACCAUGUUAUAGCAGCACUGUGGCCCUGAGACUGCAGGGGCCACCAUGUUAUAGCAGCACUGUGGCCCUGAGACUGCAGGGGCCACCAUGUUAUAGCAGCACUGUGGCCCUGAGACUGCAGGGGCCACCAUGUUAUAGCAGCACUGUGGCCCUGAGACUGCAGGGGCCACCAUGUUAUAGCAGCACUGUGGCCCUGAGACUGCAGGGGCCACCAUGUUAUAGCAGCACUGUGGCCCUGAGACUGCAGGGGCCACCAUGUUAUAGCAGCACUGUGGCCCUGAGACUGCAGGGGCCACCAUGUUAAUGCAGCACUGUGGCCCUGAGACUGCAGGGGCCACCAUGUUAUAGCAGCACACUGGCCUCCAGUGGUUUUACCAUCCGGUCCAGUCUGCUGAAUGUUAUAUCAGCGCUGUGGCCCCUUCAUUCUCAGGAUCUGUGGGGCCCCCCUAUCGAUCAUAGAGUAACAUGUCCUAGUGAUAUUCCGAUGCUUUACGAGAUUAGAACACUGCUUAAAUUUCGGUUUUUAGUUCUGUUUCUGGGAAAGCUGGGUGAUUACUAAUGGCUGCCAUCACGGCUCUACAUCACUCAGCUUUCCCAGACAGCCCCCCCCCCCCCUCCUUUUUGCAGGUGUCAUGGAGGCCAGAUUGGUUGUCACCCAGCUUUCCCAGAUUCAGAUACAGAAUUGUGUAAGUGAGUGGAGUCCAGAACUGCUGUAGUGUAUCUGAUGGUUGCCAGGGUGAUGAUCACAGCCCUCCCCCAUUACUACCUUAUGCACAGCACAGCCUCGCCUGGACCCUCCGACCGCCUGUAGUGCAAAGACAAUGUGAAUACGCAGGGGUUGGUGGCGGUGGAGCGGAUACGGUAGAGAAUGGACCCUUUCAGUGCUGCUUUAUAGGACGUGCGGAGAGGUCCAGGGUGGUUGAGACGUCAGCCAUAUGUAGAGGACUCUUGUCAGCUGCUGCAGAACUUCUUAGACACGUUCAUCAGGUCUACAUGGCCAUGGAAGGGGUUUCCGGUGCUGUAAACUCAGCUAAUGAAGUUACACAACUUUCUAAGACACCUUAUCAUUUCAUUCCUCUCCAUUUUCAACAUCUCUUCUUGCUGCCAGGGAAUGAAAACACUUGCUUACGUUCAGAAGCAAAAAAAAAAUAUCCUGUUGAUGCAGGUGUAUGUACUAUUGUAGACCGUUUCAAUUCACCCACAGCAAGCAGAGCUUUUCAAAACUGCGGAAGAAUUGACUGUUGAUAAAUCCUGCAACGUUCAGCCAGCGGACCAAAGGGGUUAAAACCGUUCUUGGCCAGUGGGGUUUUGGUACGAGGGACAGUUCGGGUGUUUUGUUUGUGGUGGGUUAUUUUUUAUAUAUAUAUUUUUUUUUCCUCUUCCAUUAACCUUUUUCUUUCCAGUGCUGAAAGGGUCAAAACGCAAGGUCUGGAAGGCGGCUGGAAGGGCGAGUGUUUUAAGAUGCAUUUAUUUCUUUUGAGAAUAAAAAAAAUAUAUAUAUAUAGAUUCUGGCUUUAUUAACCCUCGCUUGCUGUCGUACAUGUAGCCGGGGAGGGGGGGCCGAGAGAUGCAGCGCGGGGGUCUCUGCUUUACCUUCUAUGCAAGUGAAAUAAAAGGGGAGCGACAGAAGGUGUCGUCUAUUCUUGCUGAGUGUCCUGGUGUUACACAGAGAAUCCACCACCUCCAUCCCCUUUAAGGGGCGGCCGCACAGGGUUUGUGUCCUUAGGUUUUUGGGUCGUUUUUACCCAUACAGUUUAUUUUACUACCUUGCGUUAUUUUUUUUGUAUGCCUAGCAUUUCUAUUUAAAUAGGAAAGUAUGUGCCCCCUAAUGUCUCGUAGCGCAGCACGGGGAAAAUACAUUGGUAUAAAAAAAAAAUACAACACGG
This is a messenger RNA of Bufo bufo (common toad), 4563 nucleotides long. RefSeq names its product G protein-coupled receptor 107 (gene GPR107). Gene Ontology annotation, biological process: clathrin-dependent endocytosis. Gene Ontology annotation, cellular component: membrane; clathrin-coated vesicle; Golgi apparatus. The record is from RefSeq and is a predicted model, not a curated record. Gene Ontology annotation, molecular function: clathrin heavy chain binding. The coding region runs from base 65 to 1990 and encodes 641 amino acids. The transcript has 19 exons. Lineage: Eukaryota; Metazoa; Chordata; Amphibia; Anura; Bufonidae.